AUGAAUUCCUCAAUAACUCCUCUUGUUACGAAUUCUCCAGAAUAUAAUUCAGUUUCUGCAAAUUUCAGAACCCAAUUCCAGCGUACAUUACCCAAAAUUCAUUCAAUUUUAAAGAUCAAGAUGUCAAAUCAAUUUAUGAAUCGAUUUGAAAAUUUUAAGAAACAAAAAAUGAAUUAUAGCAAAUUGCUAUUAUAUCAUGGCACAAAAUAUUCUUGUAAUAUUAAAGAUUUGAAGAGUACCGAGAUGUUAUGUUCCCAUCUUAAAUGUGGGGUCUGUGGUAUAAUUAAAAAUGGUCCGAAGUUAACCAUGGCGAAUAAUAAUGGUAAUGGAA
Dentiscutata erythropus is the source of this 331-nucleotide messenger RNA. The record is from the annotation of a GenBank genome assembly. NCBI's taxonomy places the organism in Eukaryota, Fungi, Glomeromycota, Glomeromycetes, Diversisporales, Gigasporaceae.